AAGCCACCUUGACGCUUGAACACAGUACAAUAAACAAACAUCCAUAUUGACUAAAUUACAAAAUUAUUGAAUCUUUUCGUACACUUUCCAGGCAACACGCACGUGCCACAACAUGAGCAAGACAGACCCCAUAUCGCUCAGCUUCCACGACUCCUGUCUGCGCAUGUCCGACGUGCAACUGCUGCACGGACCGCGCUGGCUCAACGAUCAGAUCCUGAGCUUCUACUACGAGUAUCUGUCGCAUGUCAAGUACAAGAACAACAAAGACUUGUACUUCAUAGCGCCCGAGGUGACGCAGUGCAUGAAAUACAUGGACGACUCCGAGCUGGAGAUGCUGCUGGACAAGAACAAUGCCGCCUACAAGCUGUUCAUAUUCUUUGCUCUUAACGACAACGGCGCCACCGAAGAGGGCGGCAGCCACUGGUCGCUGCUGGUGAUGUCGCAGCCCGAGAAGACUUUCUUCCACUUUGACUCGUUUGGCAACAGCAACACGGCCACAUCCGUCAAGCUGAUGAAUAGGGUGAAGGACUUCCUGGGCAUGCGUCUGGCCAAGUUCUGUCCGAUGCGCUGUCUGCAGCAGGCGAAUGGCUACGACUGUGGCAUCCACGUCAUCUGCAUGACCGAUCACAUAGCCGACUAUGUGAGUCGCUUUGAGAUGAUCAACGGGCUGCCCGGACUGCAAAUCGAUACUGUAAAGGCCAAGCGUGCCGAGCUGCUUAAGCUGAUCCUCUCACUGGGCGGCAGUUGUUAAUCCGUCCAAUGCUUCGUUAUAUAUAUAUUCGAUGUAAUACGAACUAUCAGUACCAAAGGCAGAUAAGUGUGUGUUAUGUGAUCGAAAUGUUUAAGCUUAACGGUAUUGAUAUGGGUUAGAUAUAAUUCAUUGUUUAGAGUAUUGUAUUCCCCCAUCUGGCUGUGCAUCAUAAUAAAGAUAUUGAUGUUGACAUGA
This is a messenger RNA of Drosophila navojoa, 946 nucleotides long. Its product is annotated as sentrin-specific protease 8. The record is from RefSeq and is a predicted model, not a curated record. Gene Ontology annotation, biological process: protein deneddylation; proteolysis. Gene Ontology annotation, molecular function: cysteine-type peptidase activity; deNEDDylase activity. Lineage: Eukaryota; Metazoa; Arthropoda; Insecta; Diptera; Drosophilidae.